AUGGCUUCCAUGCGCGAGGCUUUUGGCGGCUACAUGCCAGCCGUCAGCGACGAUGGGGCGCUGAGUGCGCAAAAGGAUCAUGCCUCCAAUGUGCAGCAUCAUCACCAUCAGCAAAAGCAAAAGCUGCAGAGGCUGCAGAAGCUCACAACUGCCGAAUUCGACAAGCUGCAUUGCUAUGGAACAACGGAGCCGGCUGCCGGCUCGCGGGAUUACCAUGCAGAUGCUGCAGCGGGUCGGGACAGCAGCUCGCAGAGUGGCGACGAGACCAGCUACGUACGGCACCCGACGCUUGUGUUUGAUGGCUCGCCGAUUCUGCGCGCCAGCGUCCUGGUGGACAGUGCCCGUGGCAUCUAUGAGGAGGAUGAGGACCGCGAGGUGCAUGGGUUUACGAUCAUCCCGAGGCUUCGCCAUGACGGUACCAGCGAGACGUUUGUGGAGAGCGACACGGAUGAUGUGGACGACCACAUGCCUCUGGUCCAGCACCAUAGUCAUCGCCCUUCGAUGCGGCCUCGCUCGUACACGGACAUCCCGGCACAUCGCCCUGCACACGACAAUCCCAGCAACAAUGACAGGAGCAACCACAACAAAAACAACAGCGGUAAGUAUCGCUUCUUUUCUCCUUCACGGUUUCUGGCUACUCUCCUGGCGCAGACACAUGCAGUUUGUUCCCUUGCGCCGGCCCAGCGUGUCCUGCCCUUUGAAGUGGGUUCCUUUGCUCUCAGAUAGGCAGUCUCGCUGCUUUUUCUUGCGGAAUCCAGCACCGCACUCAUGGGCAGCGUUUCUGCGCGAUUAUCCUGAGCAUCGGUUGUGCAGUGAAACCGGCGGCAUCUUGGAGCCUUCAGUCUACUCUGUUUCCACUAUGAGCGCAGGCAACUUGUGUUCCUGUUUCCCGCUUCGCCUCUUGGAGGGGA
Messenger RNA from Linderina pennispora, 911 nucleotides. RefSeq lists its product as uncharacterized. The record is from RefSeq and is a predicted model, not a curated record. NCBI's taxonomy places the organism in Eukaryota, Fungi, Kickxellomycota, Kickxellomycetes, Kickxellales, Kickxellaceae. The transcript has a single exon. The annotation marks the transcript as partial.